GGGCGACCUCCGCGUUUAAAUAAUAUUGAGGAAAUAUUCCGCAAAAUUUUGACCUAAGAAUAGAUGCCAACAUUUUCCUGUACAAAUGUGGUUAUUCCGUUAUUGUAACGUUCCAACCUAAAACAAGUAGUAUUAACAAAGUAGUUGUGAAACUACAAUAAUGAAUUUAAGACUUCUAUUACUGUUAUUAUUGUAUAAAGAAGUGCACAGUAAAUGUGAGGAACACAUAAGAUGUGAAUCUUGUAUAAAGGAUAAUAAUAAUUGCGUGUGGUGCGCUGCGGACACUUUUGGACCUGAGAGUCGAUGCAAGCCAUAUACUCCCGAUACAAGCUGGUGUAUUAACGAUAUUAUAUAUCCUCAAAGUAGUUACAAAAUUAUUGAAAACAAGAGUUUAUCAUCAGAUUUUGGUAACGUUGUACAAAUUAUACCUCAAAAAAUUGAAAUGGAUAUGAGACCAGGCCAAGAAGUGGAAUUUAGUUUUAAUUUUAAGCGAGCUAGGGAUUAUCCAAUAGACAUGUAUUUUCUGGUCGAUGGUUCAGAAUCGAUGAUAACAAUAAGAGAUAAUAUCAUUGAUGAGGCUGAAACGAUAUACGGGAUGAUGGGAAAUAUUUCACGAAAUGUAACACUGGGAAUUGGCACUUUUGUUGAUAAGAACGCUUUACCAUUUACACAAAAAGUCGAUCAAACCUUAACCUAUUCAUUCAGAAACCAAUUAAAGCUUACUGACGAUAUACAACAGUUUAAAAAAAUAUUACGCGACAUAAAAUUCGGCAAGAACUAUGAUCCUCAAGAAGGCACAUUAGACGCACUCGCUCAAGUUAUAACUUGUAAUAAAGAAAUUAGUUGGAGGGAUGAGUCAAGGAGAGUAAUUAUCGUGCUAACAAACGCCCCAUACCAUGCCGCUGGUGACGCAAAAUUUGCAGGAAUCGAUCAACCAUAUGAUGGCCAAUGUUACACAAUAAAUGGCGGUUAUUCAAAAGAAUUAGAACUAGAUUACCCAUCAACGAGUGUUUUAAGAAGAUUGAUUUCUAACGAAGGCGUUUCAGUUAUAUUUAUAGUUAAUUCUGACGAAGUGAAUACUUACCACCGCCUUACAAAAAUUAUUGGAGGAUCUGAAUUAACUUAUGAUAAAAAUAAGAUUGCCUCCAAAUUAAGCUCAAUUUAUGAGGGUAUAACGAAUAAAAUAAGCUUAAAAGUAAACAUGGAUUGGAGGUUGCGAGAAUUUCUAAAAAUUUCUUUUAAACCUGAUUGUUAUCAGUCAAAAGUAAAUACGAACUGCUUGUUAAAACAGGAAGAAGAAAAAACAAUAUCGGGAAAUAUUAAGCUAUUAAAAUAUUUUGACGCUGCUAAUAUUAAUCUUGACAUAGGAAUAGAGGGUAUCAGAGAAAAACUAACUAUUAAAAUAAAUACUAUUAAAAAAUGUGACUGCAGAACGGAAACCAAUACUGAAGCUUGCUCAACUAAAGGAGUCAAAAGAUGCGGAAUUUGUGAAUGUAAUGAGGACAGGGAAGGAGAUAAAUGUGAAUGUGAAAAAGGCGCUAGUAACAUCAAAGAUGACUCUUCUUGCAAAAUGCCUAAUACGACAACUAUUUGCAAUCGCAAUGGAAUAUGCAAAUGUGGACGUUGCAAUUGCAGAAAUGAAUUUACUGGCCAGUUUUGUGAGUGUAAAAUAGAUAGCUGUCCGAGAGACCCAGCUGGUGCUUUAUGUUCGAACCAUGGCCAUUGUGACUGUGGAACAUGUACUUGCGACGAUGGAUGGAUCGGUGAUCGGUGCCAAUGCCCAACCACAGAAGAAAUGUGUACACUUAAUAAUAAAACUUGCAAUGGUAGAGGCAUCUGUACUUGCGGAGAAUGUGGAUGUGAUGCUAUUGCGGACUGGGAUUCGCGAAAUAAACAGAAUGAAUUAUGUGUCAUCCAGCCUUGUACCACGUGCCAUACGCCACAGUGUCUCAAAUUAACACCCUGUGUCCUAUGCCUCAUGUCUAGCAACGAGUGCCAGGACUGUGGCCAUUUGAAUGUUACUGUUCUCACAAAUGUAACACAUGAAGACGAGUGGAUGGUCUGCUAUAAUAUCCAUGUGGAUCUUGGUUGUAGCACGAAAUUCAUCUAUCGAUACUCGUUGGAUCGAUACGGAAUUGACGUCAUUGCUCAGACUAGUUUCGAUUGUGCUGCUAGUUACUAUAUGUUUGGAGGCGGAUGCCUGGCAUUAUUACUCUUUAUUGGACUGGCAACACUAGUGGCGUGGAAGUUGUUAACUAACGCCCGUGAUCGCCGCGAAUAUGAAACAUUCCUUAAAGACGUCGCUGCCCAGAGUGCUAGUGUAGACAAUUGUACUUACAUUCCACCAUCCACUACAUUCAGUAAUCCACUAUUUGGAGAUAACGACCAUUAAAUACAUUAUUUUUGAAGAAUAUUAAAUGUUAUACGGCGAAAGUUAUAAAAUAA
Leptidea sinapis is the source of this 2445-nucleotide messenger RNA. Its product is annotated as integrin beta pat-3-like. Bases 161 to 2392 code for a protein of 743 amino acids. The record is from RefSeq and is a predicted model, not a curated record. Gene Ontology annotation, cellular component: focal adhesion; cell surface; integrin complex. Gene Ontology annotation, biological process: integrin-mediated signaling pathway; cell migration; cell-matrix adhesion. NCBI's taxonomy places the organism in Eukaryota, Metazoa, Arthropoda, Insecta, Lepidoptera, Pieridae. The transcript has 8 exons. Gene Ontology annotation, molecular function: integrin binding.